Molecule: messenger RNA, 663 nt
Organism: Mytilinidion resinicola
Lineage: Eukaryota; Fungi; Ascomycota; Dothideomycetes; Mytilinidiales; Mytilinidiaceae
Exons: 1
Coding region: 168-392 (74 amino acids)
Source: RefSeq, a predicted model, not a curated record
UUUAAGUUUCCCAAUCUUCCAAUAUACUCUUAGAAACUCCGGACGGAAACAUAGUCAGCGAAUUUCAAGGAGGACUCUCAGUCAUCAGGAUUUCAGAACAUGCUGUUGUGAAGUGCGGAUAUGGUGUCACCGAAUCCGAAGCCCAAAACCAGCAGCAGGCAUACGAGAUGAUCGAUACCGCAAUUAUAAAGAUUCCACGCGUCUAUCGGUUCUUUGCCCUUGAGGAUACAGGGUAUAUUGUCAUGGAAUACAUCAACGGUCAAGAGCUAUUCUCGGUCGAAGACCCGAACGUCUACUUGAAGGCAAUGGUAAAUGUUUUGCGACACUUCGAACAAGUGCAACAUGAUAAGCCUGGACCUUUUCACGGAGGACUUGUGGUGGGCCAUCUUUGAUUAGACUAUGACUCAAUCAUCGCCCCCGCAAGCAUAUUCGAUGUCGAAGAUUACUAUGAUAGAAGACAAUUGGAAAAACUACAGCACAUCAACCUGAAACAUUAUCCGCUGAUCUUCUGCCAUCUCGAUAUCGCCCCUCAAAAUAUUUUGAUGCUAGAGGAUGGGUCUCUGUGCCUUGUUGAUUGGGCCUCCGCUGAGUUUUACCCUAGACUGUUUGAAAGAUGUACCUUAGGACUUAACAGAAGAAAGGAGGGUGACUGGAGUGUCAAGA